Messenger RNA from Aureobasidium pullulans EXF-150, 384 nucleotides. RefSeq lists its product as uncharacterized. Bases 66 to 317 code for a protein of 83 amino acids. Lineage: Eukaryota; Fungi; Ascomycota; Dothideomycetes; Dothideales; Saccotheciaceae. The transcript has a single exon. The record is from RefSeq and is a predicted model, not a curated record.
UCUUUGCUUGUGACUGCUCUCUUGUGACUUCUCUCUUGUGACUGCUUUCUCAUAGCUGUUCUCUUAUGGUUGUUCUCUCGUGCCUACUCUCAAAUAACUUCUUCCCUCCCUGGAGCGCGGUCGCUGGUUCUCAUAGUCUUUGUUCGUCCUCGAGCUCCCGCUGCUCCCGUCUAAAACAUAGUGUAUCGACGGUAACGAGGUUCAAACACAGCCAUGUCGUCACCUGCAUCAAUCACCCUCCUUCAUAUUCCUUAUCUUCACCACCACCCAUCACAUUAUCCAACACCUCCCCAUCACAUACUGCGACUUGCACCUAAGCCACAAACACAUCACCCCAAACCCACGCACUCUCCAAACGAAAAAGGUCACGGAAAGAAAAAGUGA